AGUUUCAAGUUGACAACGCAACGAGCAGUUGAAUUAAAAUGUUCGGGCUUCGAACUGCACCCAAGUGGAACGCGUUCCUUUUGCUGGCACUUUUUUGCCAGGCAGUCGUGACCUUGGCUGAUUUCUCCAGAGUCGAGCACAAGCGAGUGAAGCGUAUUGUGGGGGGCAAGCAGUCGAAGGCACCACCUGUCGAUGAUCCCGUAGUCUUUGCCCAUCUCUACAAUCGUGAUGCACGCGUGGAGGGCUAUCGGAACACACAGACGGGCAUUUAUACAUUCCUGGGCUUGCACUAUGCGGAGCCGCCAACGGGUGAGAACCGUUAUGCACGACCUAUUUACAAGCGCCUAGCCGGCGAUAUCAAUGCCACACGCCAUGGAGCACCCUGCAUUCAACCGCAUCCCCAACAGCCGGGGCGCAUUGUGGGUGAUGAGAACUGCUUGCUGCUAAAUAUCUAUACACCCCAAAUGCCGGAUGAGACGUCCGGCUUACCCGUCUAUGUUUGGAUACAUCCGGGUGGCUUUCGUUACGGCUCGGCGGCUCAAUACGAUGCAACGCCAAUGGCGCAACAGGGCGUGAUUGUGGUUGCACCACAAUACCGCCUAGGCUCGCUGGGCAUCAUGGGUGACGGCACCAAGGAGUUCGAUGGCAAUCUGGCCAUGUUCGAUCUGGCAACGGCUCUUCGUUGGGUUACCGAAUAUAUCUCGAACUUUGGUGGUGAUCCCAAGCAGGUGCAGGCCAUAGGUCAUGGGUCAGGUGCAGCCUCCGCUAUGUACUUGUCCAUGUCGAAGGGAGCGCGUAGUGCUGGCGAAGUAUCUGGAGUGGUGGCCAUGUCUGGCACAGCCUUAUCGCAAUAUGCAACCGACAAGGAGCCGGUGCAAAGUGUGGAGGAAGUGGCCAAAAUCAAUGGCUGUCCCACGGGCAAUGAGUUGGAAAUCGUAAAGUGUUUGCGUCAGAAAUCCGCCGAAGAUAUUAUCAAAAACGACGAUAAAGUGCAAACGGAGCGAUUGGCGGGUCGUGCUUUGGUCAAAGGUCUCACCGGAAGUGUCGGCUUCCAGCCGCAUACGGAAAGCGAAGACGAUGGUCGUGCCUUGCCGGGUCUCCUCAUAGGCGAGCCGGAACAGCAGUUACGCAGUGGAAAUUUCACACCCGUUCCCUUGCUCACGGGUGUGACGAAACAUGAGACUGCCAAUUCAGUCACUGUUGACACUAUUAAUAAGGUUUUCGGUUCGGCGGAACAAUUUCUGGGUUCGCUACGUGGUGCUCUUGAUCAGCUCACGGGUUUUUUGCGUAUCGAUAGUGUAACUGGGGAUAUAGCCAAGCCUGUGUUGCCGGGACUUACGAGCGCACUUACGCCCACACUUACGGAUUUAUGGAAAGUACCGGAGGCACUUAACAUUGAUCAAGUUCUCUCUAAGGUUGUGGAGUCCACCACUGACGUGCUCUUCAAUUUGCCAGCCGUACUAACGACCCAAGUAUGGUCGCAGCUAGCUCCUGCCUAUAUGUAUAGCUUCGAAUAUAAUGGCACAAAAUCCAAGGGCAUCAACUUUUUACGCGGCCUUCCCAUUGUCUCGAGUAAUUCGCAGCCCAAUCCAGAUAUCGUGGCACACGGUGAUGAACUGGGCUACAUGUUCGAUGCUAAUGAUAUCUUUGGAGAGCCGCUGCUGGAAACACGCCUAACCGCAGAGGCAGACCUUCAGGUGCGCAAAAAUCUCAUUGAUAUGCUGGUGCAGUUUGCUAAGAAGCCGCAGAAGGAUCAGGGCGGCAGCAGCGGAUUGUUCCAGAGCAUAACGGGCAAAGGCACACCUUUCAUUAAGGUGCACAGUAAGCUGGAGACGGCCAAUGAUUUUCGCUUCUGCGAGCUGUCCGUGCUGGGUGCUUCACUCUCGCCUCUAACCUCCACAACAUGCACGGCUCUAGGCGGCCUGCUUGGUGGUGUGGGUCAGACAUUAGGCGGAGUGGGUCAGUCACUAGGAGGGGUGGGUGAAUCACUGGGAGGGGCGGGCCAGUCACUAGGAGGGGUGGGUCAGAAAUUAGGGCUGGGUGGUCGUGGUGGUGGUGGAGGUGGCGGAGGUUUACUUGGCGGUGGUUCGUGGGAAUUCAUACACUCAAAGCCGUGGCGAGCUGCUGGAAUACUUAAUCAGAAAACUUUUUUCGCAAACUGGUGGACUGCUAUGGAAAAUAAUGUUUAAAAAAAUCAAAUUGAAAAUAAUAUGUUUCUUGUAAAAAGCUAUAUAGCAGAAAUAUAA
Scaptodrosophila lebanonensis is the source of this 2246-nucleotide messenger RNA. RefSeq names its product carboxylesterase 1E. NCBI's taxonomy places the organism in Eukaryota, Metazoa, Arthropoda, Insecta, Diptera, Drosophilidae. The record is from RefSeq and is a predicted model, not a curated record. The transcript has 3 exons.